Drosophila sulfurigaster albostrigata is the source of this 2161-nucleotide messenger RNA. It is a transcript of the gene JMJD5, whose product is annotated as bifunctional peptidase and arginyl-hydroxylase JMJD5. Bases 199 to 1422 code for a protein of 407 amino acids. The transcript has 2 exons. NCBI's taxonomy places the organism in Eukaryota, Metazoa, Arthropoda, Insecta, Diptera, Drosophilidae. The record is from RefSeq and is a predicted model, not a curated record. Gene Ontology annotation, cellular component: nucleus. Gene Ontology annotation, molecular function: histone H3K36 demethylase activity.
AAGUUAAGUUAAGUUAAUUCGAGUUGGUGUUCUUUCAUAAAAAACUGCUUAUGAUAUCGUAUAUUUAUUUUCUUUAAUAAUAACGUUUCAGUGUGACCGCAAACUCAAUUUUUAAAUAAACGUUUCAGGUCACAUUUCGAUCAGCUGUUUGCGAUUUAAAUACACUGAACGCCGGUUUUUGAAUUGUUUUGGUUUGUAAUGUUUACAGACGACGCGACUUUAGGGGAACUCGCAAAAUUAUUGCCACAAUUUGCAGACAUUGAACAUGUUCUGCAGCCACCUGAAGUUGAGGCACGUUACAUACUUAAACGAGCUGCAAAACACUUUGAGCAACUGCAGGCGAACGAAGAAGAUCGCGAGGAACUUGGCUAUCUAGUUGAGGCUUUAGUGGACAAGAGCUGGGAGCGCAUACACAGUGGACACUUUAGUCAAGUGCCGCUGACAACGCGUCAAAUCUAUGCACUUGCCUGCUACUAUAAGAUUUUCUUGCUGCUCUUGAAUAACUCAGGCGUGGAACAACGUGAGCGAUGCAGCGCCAUACUCGAUGAAGCACUGCUGCUGGGCUGCACGGAUAACCUUUAUGGACAGUCCAAUGAAUUGCAAAGUGCACUAAUGAAGUAUUUAGACGAUGUUGAGAGAAACAAGAAUAAUCCCAAGCCUUUGCCAAUUUUAGAGGAAUUGCAGCGCAUUGUUUGCCGUUGUGAUAUACCCCAAUUGGAUGCUCCAAGUCUAAGCGAAUUUCGUGCGUGUUGCUAUGACGCUCUGCAGCCAACGAUACUCCUCAACACGUUGAAUCAUUGGCCCGCUUUAAGCAAAUGGCGCGAUUUGAAUUAUCUGCUUAAGGUGGCAGGCAAUCGCACUGUGCCCAUCGAGAUUGGCUCGAAUUAUGCCAGCGAUGAGUGGUCGCAACAGCUAGUAAAGAUACGCGAUUUCCUGUACAGGCAAUUUGGCGAUACCAAUCAUACCAAUGACUUUGAAGUCGAAUAUCUUGCGCAACACGAGCUUUUUGCCCAAAUUCCAGCAUUGAAGUCCGAUAUUUGUGUGCCCGAUUACUGCAGCGUUAACACAGAAAGUACGACUCCGGUGGACAUCAAAGCAUGGCUGGGACCCAAGGACACUGUCUCACCCAUGCACACGGAUCCCAAACACAAUUUGUUAUGCCAAGUAUUUGGCUCUAAGCGGAUUAUUCUAGCAUCUCCAUCGGACACAGCGAAUCUCUAUGCACACGAGAGCGAAUUCCUGGGAAACACUUCGCAAAUCGAUGCAGCUAAUCUGGACUUCGAACGCUUUCCACUGCUGAGCAGCGUGCGAUUUUAUGAGCUGAUUUUGCAGCCCGGCGACUGUUUGUAUUUGCCGCCCAAGUGGUGGCAUUACGUGCGAUCCAACACUCCCAGUUUCUCAGUGAGUUUCUGGUUUGAAUAGCUCAUGGAUGACGUCAGCGAUAAGCAGUUGAACAUGAUGUGGACUCUGAGCAUGAAUCAUCUGCAUGUAUUUCAUUUACCAAUAAGUUAAACGAGUUGUUUGUUGCGUAGUCAAGAGCAAACCAAAUGUAAAACAUUUCCAAACUACCAGGGACUGUAACGAUUAUAUAUUUUAUUAUAAUAAUUAAAAAAUUAAGAGUUUUAUGGUGAUUUUGGAUAAAUACCUAUUUAAUUGCAGAUUUUAUAAAUCAACUGGCAAUUUAAUAAAGAUUUUACAGAUUUUUGUUAGUCGUAUAACUCUUUCUUUUGUUGCCAUCCCUAUAAAAUACAACUUGGUGCGUGGAGAGAACAUUAACAAUGAAAAAUAUAUGUUAUCUCUGAGAAUUAGUUGCUUUAAUGUAUGCGUACUUAUGUUCACACUUUUUUUACUUAUUUGUUGUUCAAUUGAUAAGUUAUAAUCGUUUGUAAUCUACAUAGAUUUGCAUUGCUGCCUUUUGCCCCCACCGCCAAGUUUCUUUUUCAAGUCUUAUAAUUUUUAAAUAAUUUUCCAUUCCGCCGAUCCUCGUUUAAUCAUCCUUUGUGCCCACAGCGCCAAUUGUGAUCUGCUUCUGCAGUUUGCUGUACUCCUCGGUGAGGCGAUCGUAUUCACGAUUAAUGCUCUCGGCCUGCGACUUGACGGCUUCCUUGUCCUUCUUCUCGCGAUUCAACUCGGAGGUCAGCUCCUGGACGCGUUCGCGCAG